Porites evermanni is the source of this 2093-nucleotide messenger RNA. The record is from the annotation of a GenBank genome assembly. NCBI's taxonomy places the organism in Eukaryota, Metazoa, Cnidaria, Anthozoa, Scleractinia, Poritidae.
AUGGAGGGACCACUGCACUACAGACAGUUUAGAAACUACACCAAUCAACGAAAUGUGCGUAUUCGAUACCUUAGGGAUAGAUUUAGCCCUUUAGAGGAAUACCACAAUGAAGACUUUUGUUUGCAUUUUCACGUCCGAAGGGAUUCAGGCAUUGACCUCGUAACAAUUUUGGAGAAAGAUCUUCAACAUCAAACUCGGAGAGGACAGUCGCUAACACCAAUGCAGCAAGUGCUUAUUGCGUUGAGAUUCUAUGCAACAGGAACUUUUCAAAGGGUUAUUGGCUAUAACGACUAUAACAAUGGAGGGUUAAAAAUGAUUGACAUCGCUUCAUUUACCAAAUCGCUCAAGACUGUUUGGAUCAAAAAAUACCUUGACGACUCUAACCGCGGAAAAUGGAAAUACUUUUUUGAAGUAGAACUUAAGAAGUACGGCGGCAAACUAGUCUUCACAUGUAAUUUACACAAACGUGACAUUUCAAAGUCGAUAUCGGUCCAAGACCCAUUUCUACAAGAAAUUUUAGAAAUAUGGUCAGAAAUUAAUUUUGAUGCUAAAAUCAAAACCGAGCAGCAAUUCCUUGAACAACAUAUAUGGCAUAAUUCGCUGAUUAGGAUCGAAAACAGACCGGUCUUCUACAAACAUCUUUUCCUGCAUGGAAUCACUAAGGUAGCCCACUUAAUGACAGACUCGCGGAAUUUUCUCCCCCUAGCAGAUUUUAUCAGCACUUACAAAAUACAAAUACAACCCAUAAAGUACUUCGGCUUAAUUUCUGCCCUUCGACACCAUUAUAAGACUAACUUUCUUAGUAAAGAACCCAGUAGCACAGACAUUCCCAAUACCUCCUCCGAGACCUUCUCCGAGACUUUUUUCAAGAACGAUAAAGUGAACAGAGUUGUAUACCAGAAGCUCCUCUCUUCCAAAAGCACCGUACCUGUUAAGAGCCAAGAGAAAUGGAAUGACAGCAUUAAAUCCGACCAAAGAUGCUCUGCUGACUGGACCAGCGCCUAUUGUCUGGCAGCUAGGUGCACAAAAAGCACAAAACUUGUAAACUUUCAAUUUAGAUUCCUUCACCGAAUUUUACCAACGAACCUUUUCCUAACAAAAAUUGAUAUAAAGCAGGACCCGAACUGCUCUUUCUGUACCAUCCAUCCCGAAAACCUAAUCCACCUCUUCUGGAACUGUACAAUAGUAGCCACCUUUUGGGAAAAUUUGACUGAAAAACUAAAGCAGAUCAAUCUAAUAACGAUAGAUUAUCCAAAAUACACUGCUGUAUAUCUGGGCCUGAAACCAGACACCUCCAAGUUUUCACUUCAACUAAAUUUCUGCUUUCUCCUGGCAAGAUAUUAUAUAUGGAGCUGCAGGGUCAACCAGAAAAUUCCGAAUUUAACAACUUUUCUUAUGUCCCUUAAAUCGCAUUUUUACAUAGAGUCCAACAACAUUGAUGCAACUUCUAAGAAAUGGAAUCCUUUACGUCCACUUCUCAACAUUACAUAGCUUUUGGUAAAAUAAAAGCUUUCCUAUUUAUCCAUUUUCUGUAAAUGAACCAAGGCCAAAGUGCAAUUGAGAGCUAGACAUACCGCCAAUAUUUCUUAAAGUAUCUAUUUCACAUAUCUUUCCGCACUGUUUAUUAAUCAUCUUAUUAAUCAUCUAAUUAUACAUAUUUAUGAUUUAUAAUUAAUAUUAGCAAUUGUUGUCAAUGUUAUCUCAAAUAGUUAUUGCUAAAAACCGUUUUAGGCAGAGGAGUCGCCUUUUUUCUUUCUUUCUUGUCAUUUAUUUAUUGUCUUUAGUAGUCCUUUUGUUUGUUGUAAACCAGUUUUAGGUAUUUUAAUGUAAGUAAGUAGCAAACAAGUAAGUAGUAAAGCUGUAACGUAAGUAAAUUUUGUAGUCCUGUUGUAAGUAAGUACCGUAUUUGUAUUUUAAGUUGUGUAGCUAUAUUGUAAGUGAAUGCCAAGUGUGAUCAUAAAUUAAAAAAAUUAAAAAAAAAAAGGGUUAUUGGCGAUUUAUUUGGUGUUAGUGCAUUUGCUGCAUGUACUGCAGUUGACAAGGUUUCAAGGGCUAUUGCAAAACAAAGAGCACAAAAAACCUGGCUGAUAUAA